Molecule: messenger RNA, 1465 nt
Organism: Dioscorea cayenensis subsp. rotundata (Guinea yam)
Lineage: Eukaryota; Viridiplantae; Streptophyta; Magnoliopsida; Dioscoreales; Dioscoreaceae
Product: transcription factor bHLH60-like
Exons: 7
Coding region: 256-1215 (319 amino acids)
Biological process (GO): regulation of DNA-templated transcription
Cellular component (GO): nucleus
Molecular function (GO): DNA-binding transcription factor activity; protein dimerization activity
Source: RefSeq, a predicted model, not a curated record
CAGUGGCCCCUUUUCACUGCCGUCAGCACCGCCAUCGUUUGCAUCGACGAAACCUCGCGAUUCAGAGCCGAAUUAGGGCUCCGGAUCACGGAAUUCACAGAGAUCGUUGCCGGAUUCAGGUGCGUUUUGCUACAAUUGAGGAUCGCAUGGAGCCGGCACGGAGUACCGGCGCCGGAUCGGGGAACUCCGGCAACUACACGCCGGAGAUCGCCGAGACGCUCCGGUUCGAGUUGGAGAUCCAGAGUUUGAUGCGAGAUGGGUCAUCCCCGGCUAACGGAAGCUCAUUCACGGCCCUUCUCGGCCUACCACCGAACCAGGCCGUCGAGCUCCUCCACGAACCCGGUGAGAUCUACCGGCGCUCAACUGCUGUGCUGCCUCUCGGUUGCUCGCCGACGUUCCCAUCUAACACCGCGCUGGUCGAGCGCGCCGCCAAGUUCUCCGUCUUCGCCGCCGCUGGGGGAGUCUCCACAGGCGUCAAACUCCGGCAGCCACGCACCACGCCCGAAGCUGGAGCCUGUGGACUCCGACUCCGGUGACCGGCCUCAGCGGCCGGUGAAACGGAAGGACGGUGACCGGAACAAGGCUAAGCCACCGGCGAAGAAGAGCCGGAGUGGAGAAGAGGGAGCCGGAAAACCAUCGGAGGAGAACGAGAAGCUCCCUUACGUCCACGUCCGAGCUCGGCGUGGCCAGGCCACUGAUAGCCAUAGUUUGGCAGAAAGAGCAAGGAGGGAGAAAAUAAAUGCUAGGAUGAAGCUGCUGCAGGAAUUGGUCCCCGGUUGCAGCAAGAUAUCAGGCACGGCGCUGGUGCUGGACGAAAUCAUCAACCACGUCCAGUCAUUGCAGCGGCUAGUUGAGUUCCUGUCGAUGAGGCUGGCAGCGGUGACCCCCCGGAUAGACUUCAGCGGCCUCGACAGCUUUUUAUCGGCAGAGUGUGGAAGGGUAUUAACAGUUGGGAGUGAGAUGGGAAUGUGGACGGAAGAGGGUAUGGGAAAUGUUGGUAGAAGGCAGCAGGAGCAGAACAUGUGUGACAUUGAUGUAGUACAGACAGAGACAGAGGAGGAGCGGCAGCAAUGGGAUAGGGACGAGACUCAGGACCAGCAUCAGCACCAGCAGCAGCCGCGCGUCUUUAUCGGCAACCCCGCUACCGCCCUUUUCGCCUAUGACCCCGUCACUUCUGUGCCCAUGCAUGCUAACCAGUUGAAGACAGAACUAUGAGAAAGCCAGAAGGGAGUAGUGUUUUCUUGUUAAAUCCUCAUUGUACAUAACUGAUAAGUGCUUGUUAGGAGGCAGAGUAGGGUGGGAGAAGAGACCUAACCUCUCUCUAUGCAUUCUUUAGGAUUGUCAAUUUCUCUGCUAUUUGCUUGGAGGAAAUGAUGAAACCCUAACUUCUCUCGCCAUAUAUAUUAUAUAUAAUGUCUACAUUGUCUAGUAUUUGGUAAUUCUGUUCUUCAGAUCCUAUUAUUGA